Messenger RNA from Chrysoperla carnea, 1262 nucleotides. Its product is annotated as transmembrane protein 185B. The coding region runs from base 188 to 1210 and encodes 340 amino acids. The transcript is spliced from 7 exons. Lineage: Eukaryota; Metazoa; Arthropoda; Insecta; Neuroptera; Chrysopidae. The record is from RefSeq and is a predicted model, not a curated record.
GGAAAUAUCAAUUUUAAAUAUCAAAAUAGGUAAUAGAAGUAAACAGUUGUUUAGCUUAAAGCGCUGAGUAUUUGAAGAGAAAUCAUCAUAAGAGAAAUUUACAAUUUUAAAGAAAGUAAACAAAAAAAAAAAUGGCGUAUAGAAAAAAGUAGAUUAAUGUUUUUUAAGAACAUAAUCAGUAAGUAAGAUGAACUUACAAACUCUUUGUCAAGAUUUUAAUCCAAGUAAAUUUGUUGUUCACAACUGUUUAUUAUUAUUCACAACAUUUUUUGCUUUGAGACGUGAUAAUUAUAUAAAUUGGUCAUAUUGGAAUGUAUUUUUGCCAUUAUGGAUAUGGAAAUUGUUAGUUAUAUUGGGCGCUGUUUCUGGCAGUAUUGUUUGGUGGCAAAAUCCACAUUACAGAUUAGAAGGCGAAGCUUAUAUACAAUAUAAAUCAAUGCUAAUCAGUUUAGCAUUGCAUUUAAUUUUAUUAAUGUUCGAAUUACUUGUAUGUGAUAAAUUAGAAACAGGACGUCAUUUAUGGAUCCUAGUAUUUAUUCCUCUAAUAUUUAUAUCAAUAGUAUCAAUCGCUGUAUGCAUUUGGGCUGUUAAGCAUGAUCGUUCGUUUGAGCUUGAAUUAUUUUGUGCUGUUAAUAUACUUCAAUUCAUAUUUCUUGCAUUGAAGUUAGAUGGUUUUAUAUCAUGGACAUGGGAGGUAGUGUUUGUGCCUUUAUGGAUAAUCAUGUGUCUUUCAUUAGUUGGGGUACUUUACACAAUCAUUUUCGCAGGCAUUUUAUUAAGAACACCUGAAGUAAAUGCUCAACAAAGAAGAUCUAGUUUCAAUUCUGCACUCGGUUAUACAUUUUUAGUAAUUCCUAUUUUAAUAUUUCAAGUUUUAUUAACGAACAGACUAGACGGAGAGAUCUCAAUCAAUUACAUAACGGUUGUGAGUCCAUUAUUUGUUUCGUUUUUUACGUUAAUAUUAAUGUCGUUCAAUGCAAAGGGUUGCAAUAGAUGGUGGUUUGGAAUUCGAAAAGAUUUUUGUCAGUUUCUCUUAGGAACAUGCCCAUUGUUACAAGAAUAUGGUAAUAUUGCAUAUAGUAUUGAAGAUCCAAAUAUGGAUAAUAAUAGUGCUUCGAUUGAAAUGCAACCAACAAGAGAAAAGAGACUCAAAAAAUGCGAUUUACUAAAACCUGUUGUACCUAUUACGUCAAUAGACAUGCCUGACUGAAAAUUUAUUUAGUUUGUAAUACUUAUUAUUAUUUUAUAAGAAUUGUACAUAU